GGUGGGAGACGAGGAGCUGAAGAGGAAGAUAAAAAGACGAAGAGCGAUAGAGGCCGACUCGCGCACUAGACAAGUCAUGGCUGAGACGCACACAACCAGAGCCGACCAUCCCGCCGCAGAUCCCGCGCCCCUUCCCGCUGUUGCCGCCGCCGAUCCCUCGCCGGCGUCGCCGCAAAAAGCCCCCGUCACUCCAGCCGCCGUCGCUGCUGAUUUCACCGCCGCGGCCGCCGCACACCCGACGCCCGUCAGCAAGAAGAGAAGGCGGCGCAACCGCCGCAAUCGGUACGGCAGCACGGUGGCCGACCAGAUCAUGCGGGCGGUGGCGGCCACCAAGGAGCGCCGCGGGCUGUCGGUGGCCGCCAUGAAGAAGAUGCUGUCGGCCAACGGUUACGACGUGACCAGGAACAAUUCGCGCGUUAACCAGACGGUGAAGAGUUUGGUCAGCAAAGGCUCGCUGGUGCAGACCACGGGCAUCGGCGCCUCGGGCUCGUUCCGCUUGGCCAACUCGCACGAAGCCGGUGAAGUCCCCGUAGGGGAAACCGGGGAGAGAGAGCAGCCGCUCAAACAACAGCAGGAGCAGCAGCAGCUGCUCUUGAAGCCGACCGGAGAGGAGAAAAAGGUGACCAAGAAGCGCGAGGCGGCCAAGAAGUUGCUAUCGCAGCGGAAACGCGGCGUCAAGAAGCUGUUCAGGCGCCGGGCCAAAGGCAAGGUGGGUCGGCCGAAGAAGGCGGUGACCCGGGCCCUGAGAAAGUGGAGGUUGAUGAAGAUGAAAAGCGCCAAGCGCCAGGUCGGGACUAAACACACGUUUGGUAGAAACUAAAUCAUCCUCCAGACCUCCAAACCCUCUCUUUAAACGAACACGUACAGACUUUCUCUCUUCCCCCACACACCCCCACCGCCCCCC
Molecule: messenger RNA, 904 nt
Organism: Callorhinchus milii (elephant shark)
Lineage: Eukaryota; Metazoa; Chordata; Chondrichthyes; Chimaeriformes; Callorhinchidae
Product: histone H1.3
Exons: 1
Coding region: 77-820 (247 amino acids)
Biological process (GO): nucleosome assembly
Cellular component (GO): nucleosome
Molecular function (GO): DNA binding; structural constituent of chromatin
Source: RefSeq, a predicted model, not a curated record